This is a messenger RNA of Closterium sp. NIES-67, 3979 nucleotides long. NCBI's taxonomy places the organism in Eukaryota, Viridiplantae, Streptophyta, Zygnematophyceae, Desmidiales, Closteriaceae. The record is from the annotation of a GenBank genome assembly.
UCUGUCCUGAGCUGACGCUAGAAACUUUGGGCUGGCCCUGGCCUGGGCCAUCCCUUCGGCUGCCAGCCAACGCUCCUGACCACGCUCGCGCCUUCCAGCAGCCUUCCUGCCAGUCCACUAUUCAAUCCCAGCGCGUCUACCCUUGCGCCGAGCCGCAAUUUCGUCAGAAAAACAACUCGAUGUUUUGAGAGCAAGACGGUGGUUGAGGUGAAACAGCCCGAGUGCCUCUCAGCUCCAAACUGAGUCUUUCGAGUCCGCUUACGCUGCAGAUUUCGAGUCGUCGUCCUGAAUCCAGUCGAGAGUCCUACCCUCGGGGCCUGUAAACAAGAAAGUGAAACGGCCUAUUCUUUAGCCUUCAAAAUUCGCCGCGCCUCAACAUAGCUUCUGAACUCGCUCGUUCAGUCCUACUUCACUGUGACAGUAAUAGAAGAAAAUGGCCAAGUCGAGAGCAUCAGUCACGAUAACAAAACCCGCGUCAAAAACCCCGUAUUCCAUCGCCGCGCGAUCGCGCCAGUCUCAGCACCAGCACCGUUUAACUCACUAUCCGGCGCACCUUCAAGCCCUAGCCCUCGCGUCGCACACGCAGCCAGACGCCGCCUCGUCCCUUCCUCUGCCGCACCCUCAAUUUGAAGUUCCUCGCGACAUCGCCCUCGCUAUCGGGUCCGUCACCAGCGCAGUCGGCGGCGUGCGGCCGCCAGCGGCGUUUUUUCCGGCCAGCGAAUCCGAGAUGCUGCUACCUGUCGCGGCUGCACCCGCCGCCGCCGCCGCGUCAACUCUUCCGCCAUGGAUUACGCCGCUCCCCGUCGAUCCGACGGUCAGCGGCGGCGGCAAUCACAAUCAGCAUGUAUUCUCCAACAUGAUGUUCCAAUCGCCGGCGGCGGCGGCGGCGGCUGCCAAUCAGCAUUCGAGACUGCAUCGCCGUACUACUAACAACACGGACGCCGCGACGUCCCCUUCUAACUCGUCAGAAGGUAAGAGAAGCAGCGGCACCGACAGCGACGCCGGCGACGGGAAUCCCGCGGGAGAUGCGGCCGGCACGCCGAGGGGGUUACUAGUAGCAGCAGCGGAGAAUGCCCCAAACGGCCAGAAGCGGAAAGGAUUGGACGAGGUAGUCGCAGAGUUAAACCGGAGCCUUGAAUACCCUUCUUACAACGCCGCUCCUCGCGGCGGCGGCGGCGACGGCGGCGGCGGGGUCGCCGCGACUAAUUCGGCCAACAGCAGCGGCGGAGCGAGCGGGAGCAGCGCGCCGAGCCAAUCUCAAUCCGGAGGCGCGGCGAAUACCGCGGCGGGCGGCUCGUUCUCGAUGCUCGGCGGCGCUGCGGCGGCUGCGGGAAAUUGGCGUCACCCAGGGCUGAGCCAUUAUCACGGGUUGAGCCAACUGGCGGCCGCUGGUAGGAUGUGCUCGUCCGCUGACGUGGCAGCUGCGGCCGCCGUGGCAGCGGCGCCUUGUUGGGAAAAGAUGGUUAUGACGGGUCCCUGGUUGCGAAAUGGAGGGCAGUCCGCGUCUGCGUCCGCAUCAGCAGCGGCGGCGGCAGCAGCGGCGGCAGGCGCGCAGCAGCAUCGGCAGAUGAUGAGACUGCGGCUCGCGAAGCAGGCGGAGCGGGAGCUGUUAGCGCGCUUGCAGCGGGAGACGGAGCGACAGCUAGCGCAACGCCGGGAGCGCGGGGAAGCUAAGGAGGCGGCGGACGCGGCAGCGAACGCCUCUGCUGUGGCCGCUACGGCGGCGCCUGCUGGGGACGCGCCGCCGUUUCACCUCACGGGAUUGCCGCGCCACAUGGUGUCGCUAAGCUUAGGCCGCGGCGGCGGCGGCGGAAGCGGAGGCGGAGGUGGGCUGCAGAGAUGGUCGUCGCUACCUGUGGGGACGACGGGCAUGAUGGGAGAAGAAACGACGGAGAUGGCCGAAAUGUCAGACGUGGCACAGAUGGCACGCAUGUUGCAGAUGCCGCAGAUGAUGCAGAUGGUGGUUACUUCUGGUGGUAACCAUGGGGUUACUAGCAAUGGUGCCAUGCCAGCCCCUCCGCGACUCGCGCUCCCCAACGAGCUGCUCGCGUCUCGCCGCACGCUCAGUCUGCCGCCCGACUCGCUGCACGCCCUGUGGCCGGCAAGAGCAGGGAAGGACGGGCGGCAGGGCGAAGGGCAGGAGGGCGCACUGCUGUCCCCAGCAAAGAAGCACCGCGGCUCAAGUGGAAUGGACUUUGCUGGAACUUUCCCCUCCUGCGCCUCCUCUACUGCUGCUGCUGCUGCUGCCGCUGCUGGCGUAAGAGAGGGUGGUGCUGCGUCUGUAGCUGCUACAGCGCCGGGGAGUAGGCUCAGCAGCUCUGGCAGCAUUGGCGCUGGCACUGGUAUUACUGCAGCUAUGACUGCUGCUGCUUCUGCUGCUACCAGCCAAGAUCCUUCAGGCUUCAGAAACAAGGGCAGGCAGCGGCGGCGGCGGCAGCACUCGCAGUUGGGAGAGCUGGCAGAAGCAGCAGCAGCAGCAAUGGCGGCAGGCAUUGGAUCCGGAUUUGACUCCCCUAGAACCACACCUGGAGCCACUCCUGAAGGCACUCUUCCUGUGGCCAUCCCUGCACAUGUGCUGCUGCAGGGUGCGAAUUCAAGCCCGCUUCGCAGGUGGGCGUCCCUUCCCACGGCCUCGUCCAUCCUGUCUGCUGCCGCGGCUGCUGCGGACGACCUCGUGAUGAUGGAUGCGCCACCACAUGGCGGGGACGAUACUAUGGACGCAGCAACAGCAACAGCAACAGCAACAGCAACAGCAACAGCAGCGGCCACGGCUGUGGCUAUGGCGGCUGCUGCUGCAGAGGCAGUGGAGCCUGUGGUGGCUCCUAAUCCAGAGGCGGCACCGGAGACCAUUCCAACUGCCGCUGCUGCCGCUGGUGCUGCGGUUGUAGCUGCUGCUCCGGUUGCUGCUGGUUUGGCAGAGCACUGUGCGCAGACGGCAGAGUGCUCCUCCAUGCUCUCGCGCCUGCUGCUCUCCACGCCUCGCUCUGCAAACCAUACACCUGCUGGUGGUGCGCUGGUGUUAUCCUCUCCUGCCCUUGUGCCCGCCUCAGCAAAAGCUUGCACCCCUGCAGCAGCACCAGCGGCAGCAGAGGCAUGUGGUAGUGGAGACAGUGGUGCUGCGGGUGGUGGCGGUUCUGCUGGUGGGCCUGGUGGUGCGGUGCAUUUGCUGCGCAUGCCGCACUCGGCGCUAGGCUGCUCGAGGCUCAGCCCACAAAGAUCCACUCCCACCACCUCUACCAGCAGCAAGGUUACCACCUGUAAGGAUACAAGAGAUAAGGUUACAAAUGAGAAGGUUACCGGCAGCAGGGUUGCCAGCAGCGCCACCGCAACCACACACCCCUCCGCCUCCCUUGCUUCUGACAAGCAGCCAACACAACAUACCUCUUCCUCCAUGGCUCCCUGUGCUGCCGCACCUGCUGUUACUGCGCCUGCUGUUACCGCACCUGCUGUUACGACACCUGCUGUUACCGCACCUGGCCUCACUUCUGCUGAUGCGGUAACGAAUGCGAGCGCACGUGGAGAUGGGGGAGAGGCUGACAUGGAGUGCGAUACUGAGCUGCGCAUGAUGUGCUCUGGGGAGAUACCUUCCACUCAUGCUGCUGCUGCUUCUGCUGCUCCUGCAGCUGCUGCUGCUGCUGCUGCUGCUGCUGCUGCUGCUGCUACUGCUUGUGGCAGGGGAGAGAGGGUGCAUGACUGGAUGGGAGGAGGUGGAGAGGCAAGCAGGAGGAGCACCUGGGCGUGUGCUGGAGGGAGUCCUUUUGUUGCGUGUUCACUGGACUUGGACCUGCACCUAUAGUCACAUCACAUGUAUCGAUACCUUAUCAGUAUCAGUGAUUUGUCCGCUUUUUAAACCUGCUUGUGCUCACUGAUGUACAUACUCACCAUUCUAUAGAUUCCUGGCCUCGUUUAGUAAUACAGUAGCCCUUGCUGUUAAUGCUUAUCUGUACGUUUUAUACGUUAUAAUGCAACCAAUUCCGAA